CAUGGUAAAAUUCUGUCAGUCAGUUAAAGGAGGGGUUUUUAAACAGUAUUUAUGGAAAAACUAUUCCUGCCAUAAUGGAUGUAUCUGUUGAAAUUAAUAUUAUUUUAGUUCUUUUAUAAGGCUGCAGAAGGGGGAGAGCGGGGGAUAGUGCAGACUGUAGGGACACUGCCCUCCUAACCAAUCAGAACACGCCUGUUUGCCAUUACAAAGUUGUUAACCCCAGAGUCUUCUGGCUCCUGCUGCUUUUAAUCUUUUUUGGAUAUUUCUCCGAUUUUUCCAAACGCCUACAGAGCCUCAGGAAAACCUCUUAAUUCAACCAGCGAUCAUGGAAGAAAGUACCACUUUCUAUUUACAAAAUAUUCUAAAGAUGUUUGGAUAUCGCUUUGCUGCAUGGAGAUGGCUGUUUGUAGUAGAACAAGUAUACAGCCUAUAUUGUUACAGUCAUUUUGCAAGGACUAUCAUCUCUGCCGCUUCUAAAGGAACAUCAUCUUCAGCGAGCUAUCUCGGCACAACAGGUAUAUGGAGAGAAGAGGGAUAAUAUGGUUAUACCGGUCCCAGAGGCAGAAAGUAAUAUCGCAUACUAUGAAUCUAUAUAUCCUGGGGAAUUUAGGAUGCCAAAGCAGCUCAUUCACAUACAGCCUUUUAGUUUGGAUGCUGAACAGCCUGAUUAUGACUUGGAUUCAGAAGAUGACGCCUUUGUGAAUAAGUUGAAGAAAAGAAUGGACAUCUCUCCUUUGCAGUUUGAGGAGAUGAUAGACAGGCUAGAAAAGGGCAGUGGUCAGCAGCCAGUCAGCCUGCAGGAGGCCAAACUGCUUCUGAAGGAAGAUGAUGAAUUAAUUAGAGAAGUGUAUGAGUACUGGAUUAAAAAGAGGAAAAACUGUCGAGGUCCCUCUCUUAUCCCAACAGUAAAACAAGAGAAGCGAGAUGGUUCCAGCACAAAUGAUCCUUAUGUUGCUUUUAGAAGGCGAACAGAAAAGAUGCAGACUCGAAAAAAUCGAAAGAAUGAUGAAGCGUCUUAUGAAAAGAUGCUUAAGUUGCGUCGAGAUCUGAGUCGUGCAGUAACUAUCCUAGAGAUGAUAAAGAGAAGGGAAAAAAGCAAGAGGGAGUUAUUGCAUUUAACACUGGAAAUUAUGGAAAAGAGGUAUAAUUUGGGUGACUACAGUGGAGAGAUCAUGUCCGAGGUUAUGGCACAGCGGCAGCCAAUGAAACCUACCUAUGCCAUCCCCAUCAUUCCUGUUACAAAUAGCAGUCCAUUUAAGCAUCAAGAAGCUAUGGAACUGAAGGAAUUCAAAGUUAACAAGCAAGAGAAAGCUGAUGUUAUAAGACCCAAAAGGAAAUAUGAGAAGAAGCCCAAAGUCUUGCCUUCAUCUGCUGCUGCUACUCCUCAACAGACAAGUCCUGCUGCACUGCCAGUCUUUAAUGCUAAAGAUCUGAAUCAGUAUGAUUUCCCAAGCUCAGAUGAAGAACCUCUUUCCCAAGUUAUGUCUGGUUCCUCCGAAGCUGAGGAAGAAAAUGAUCCUGACGGUCCUUUUGCUUUCCGUAGGAAAGCAGGUUGUCAGUACUAUGCUCCUCAUUUAGACCAAACUGGCAACUGGCCAUGGAGUAGUCCUAAAGACGGAAGAUUAGGAGAUGUCCGCUAUAGAUACUGCUUAACCACGCUCACUGUACCCCAAAGGUGUAUUGGGUUUGCACGAAGACGGGUUGGACGUGGUGGAAGGGUGCUACUGGACAGAGCGCAUUCAGACUACAACAGUACGUUUCGCCAGCUGGAUUUGGAAAUGCUUUCCUCAACACAACACUCUUCAAUCAGUCAAGUUGCCAAUACCUCAGAAACAAAUACCUCGGACAAAUCUUUCUCUAAAGACCUCAGUCAGAUACUAGUCAAUAUCAAAUCAUGUAGAUGGCGGCAUUUUAGGCCUCGGACACCAUCUCUACAUGACAGUGACAAUGAUGAACUCUCCUGUAGGAAAUUAUACAGGGGUAUAAAUCGAACAGGCACAGCACAACCUGGGACCCAGACAUGCAGUACCUCUAUACAAAGUAAAAGUAGCAGUGGUUCAGCACACUUUGCAUUUACAGCCGAACAAUACCAGCAACAUCAACAGCAACUGGCACUAAUGCAGCAACAGCAGUUUGCACAAAUUCAUCAACAGCAAGCAAAUAGUAAUUCCUCUGCCAACACUUCACAGAACCUUGAAACUAACCAACAGGAAAGUGGCUUUCGCCUGAAUCUACAUCAUAGCCAUUCUGUAAAGUGUUUAGAAGGGACACUGCAGGGUUUUGUUUCCAAGACAUUGGAUUCUGUUAGUGCUCAAUUUGCUGCUUCAGCUUUGGUAACAUCUGAACAAUUGAUGGGAUUCAAAAUGAAGGAUGAUGUGGUGCUUGGAAUUGGGGUGAAUGGCAUCCUUCAGGCCUCAGGAGUAUACAAGGGCUUACACCUCAGUAGUACUACACCUACAGCACUUGUACAUACAAGUUCAUCGUCAGCAGCAGGUUCAACCUUGUUACCGCCUUCAAAUAUAACACAGACUUCGAGUUCCCACAGUGCACUGAGUCACCAAGUAACUGCUGCCAACUCUGCAACCACUCAGGUCCUGAUUGGGAACAACAUUCGAUUAACUGUACCCUCAUCAGUUGCCACUGUAAACUCUAUUUCCACACUCAAUGCACGACAUAUACCUAGGACUUUAAGUGCUGUUCCAUCAUCUGCCUUAAAGCUGGCUGCAGCAGCAAACUGUCAGGUGCCCAAGGUUUCAGCUUCAUCCUCUGUGGAUGCAGUACCAAGGGAAAACCACGAAACAGAAAAGCCAGCACUGAACAAUAUAGUGGACAAUACAGUAGCAAUGGAGGUGACGUAGUUUCCAUAGGAACGGAAAUGCAGCCUUGGGAACUUGUUUAGGUGCUAUGCAUCAGUAGCAUUUUGAAUGCAAGGGAUGAUGGAAUGCCGCACAUUGCGUUUCCGUGGCAGCUGUGGGGACUUGACAGCAAUGCACAUCUCUCAUGCUUUGGAUUUUCUUUUCUUACUAUUAAUAGGAAAGAAUCAACAUCUGUAAAUUAAGAAUACAGCAAUUAUCUGUACAGUACUGCAUAUUUGUAAUACCCUGUAUAUAUGUUACUUGAAUACAGAACUGUUCAUUUGUGAUGCUUUGCACUUGGGGUGGGGGUGGGAGGGAGGGAAACAAAUUGCAACAAAGUAAGAGUGUGAGAUGUGAGAUUGUAUAGAGAUGAAAAGUGUCAUCACAUCAUGUGCAUGGUGCGGAACCUGCUGUUUUAUCUAUUUAUUGUGCUGUGUUUACAGUUUUUUGUACACUGUACCUUCAUUGGUUCCUGUGCUGUAGUAAAUGUGUUAGGUAGCUGUGGA
Molecule: messenger RNA, 3361 nt
Organism: Gopherus evgoodei (Goodes thornscrub tortoise)
Lineage: Eukaryota; Metazoa; Chordata; Testudines; Testudinidae
Gene: EPC1
Product: enhancer of polycomb homolog 1
Exons: 16
Coding region: 540-2858 (772 amino acids)
Biological process (GO): regulation of transcription by RNA polymerase II
Cellular component (GO): piccolo histone acetyltransferase complex
Source: RefSeq, a predicted model, not a curated record